Spizellomyces punctatus DAOM BR117 is the source of this 2395-nucleotide messenger RNA. RefSeq lists its product as uncharacterized. The record is from RefSeq and is a predicted model, not a curated record. The coding region runs from base 10 to 2247 and encodes 745 amino acids. The transcript is spliced from 2 exons. NCBI's taxonomy places the organism in Eukaryota, Fungi, Chytridiomycota, Chytridiomycetes, Spizellomycetales, Spizellomycetaceae. Gene Ontology annotation, molecular function: nucleic acid binding; ATP binding; RNA helicase activity.
CGACGAAUAAUGUUCAAACGCAAUCAGAGAGGACAUUUGGGCCUUGGAGCCAGUAGAAACGGGGCAGGGAAGGGAAGAGGCCUCUGGGAUGACGAUGACGAGGCGGCCUUUAAUGAGCCGGAACGACCGGCAAAACGCAGGAUGCUUGAUCUUGAUGACGGUACUGCCAAUGACAAGCGUCCUUCUGUAGAAGAGAUAACGACGAAGGAAGGCUUUAAUUCAGCCAAUGCCGCUGAGGAGGAGGAGGAUGAGCUUGAUGCGUUUAUGGCUGGUAUUAAUGCAGAAAUCCAGCAGCAAGAGCGAGUAGAAGAGAAAGCAAAACUAGGCCCAACACGUCGCGACGACUUCGAGGAAGAGGAUUUUGUGGAGAGCUAUGUCAAGCACAUGAAGAAAAAGGGCAUAGAAAUUGGCAAAAAUGCUCCUGUCGCACAGCAAGACGAUGUGGAUUCGGACGAGGAAGUGUAUGCGACUGCCCGCGCUGUUGAUGCUGCUCUGGCGGAAAAUGACGAAGGAUUGGGGGACAAUGCGCUGGGAGAUAUGAAGAGAAGAGAAAUUGAACCGUUACCUGCUGUAGAUCAUUCAAAGAUUCAGUACCCUGAGAUUGAGAAAGAUUUUUACGAGGAACAUUCAGAUAUUGCCGCCCUGAGUGAGGCAGAAGCAUGGCAGAUUCGCCGAGACCUAGACAUGCGAGUGUCAGGACAUGACAUAGCCAAGCCGUGCAUCUCCUUUGCGCACUUUGGCUUUGAUGACUCCUUGAUUGACGCUAUCCGCAGGCACGGAUACACGGAACCAACGGGCAUCCAGCGACAAGCGGUCCCAGUAGCGCUUAGCGGAAGGGACAUUAUUGGCAUUGCAAAAACGGGAAGUGGAAAAACUGCGGCAUUCAUAUGGCCCAUGCUGGUGCAUAUGAUGGAUCAAGAGGAGUUGGAGAAAGGGGACGGACCCAUCGGUUUAAUCCUGGCCCCAACUCGAGAGCUCGCACAUCAAAUAUAUCUCGAGGCGAAAAAGUUUGCCAAAGCCUACGGUCUGAAGGUUGGUGUUGUGUACGGCGGUGCGUCAAAAGGUGAACAAUUCAAGGAAUUACGGGGCGGAGGGAUCGAAAUUCUGGUUGCGACCCCGGGAAGAUUGAUUGACCUGGUGAAAAUGAAGGCAACAAACCUCCGCAGAGUUUCAUACCUGGUUUUGGAUGAAGCGGAUCGUAUGUUUGAUCUCGGAUUUGAGCCACAAGUCCGGUCCAUUUGUAACAACGUCCGACCCGAUCGACAAACCCUACUCUUUAGUGCAACCUUCCAAAAGCGAGUGGAACGCCUGGCGCGAGACGUGCUGACCGAGCCCGUGCGAAUAAGCAUUGGUGGCGUUGGUCAAGCUAAUACGGAUAUCACACAAAUUGUACAGGUUCUUGAAGACGAUGGAUAUAAGUGGGGCUGGCUUACACAAAGGCUUGUCAAGUUCACAGUGGACGGGAGCGUACUGGUUUUUGUGGGCAGAAAAACGGGGGUUGAUGAACUUGCUGCAAAUUUGAAGGCUUCUGGAUUCGAAUGCAGUCCACUACAUGGAGAUAUGUUACAACACGAGCGGGAUAAAGUCAUCCAUGACUUCAAGGCCGGGAAGGUUAAACUUCUGGUGAGCACAGAUGUAGCAGCCCGGGGAUUGGAUAUCAAAUCUAUCAAAACAGUGGUUAACUAUGAUGUGGCACGCGAUAUUGAUUCACAUGUCCAUCGCAUUGGGCGAACCGGCCGAGCGGGUGAAAAGGGCACAGCGUAUACGUUGAUUACGCAAAAGGAGGAUAAAUUUGCCGGGGAGCUGGUCCGAAACUUGGAAGACGCUGGGCAAACGGUCCCUCCAGAAUUGCUGACGCUAGCGCUAAAGAAUGGCCGCUUUAGAAAAGGACGAGAGCGAGGUGGUGGACGUGGGCGAGGUAGAGGACGGGGAAGAGGACGGGGGAGGGGUCGUGGAGGGGCCGGAUUUGGCGGCGGAAACGGACAUAGGGGAAGCUUUGGUGGUGGCAGUAAUCCAAAUCUUGCUCCGAUAGGCAAUCGCGGACAUGUGGGCAUAGGUGGCAAUCCCGAACCCAACCACAUCUCGCGCACAGCAGAAUUGGGGACAAACCGUGGGGUCGGAGGAAUGAAAUUUACCGCUUUUCAGCGAGCAUCGUCAGCGCAAGGGAGUUCAACGUCAUUUGUGGGAAAGGACAAGAAUGGAGGUGGAUCGACCACAGAACGCAGACGGAGGUGGGAUGAGCAGUAGUGUCAUAUUCUGUAACUCACGGGUCACUCCCGCAUUGAAUUUGAAAUAUACCCGACUGCUGGGCUGUCACACAUUCGGAUGCGUGUCCACCACCUAUCGUGCAGGGCCAGAGUGUUGUUACUCCCUUUCUAACAUCGUAUAACCUGGA